AGUCACUUCAGUGUUUGCAAAUAUUGUCAGCACCACUGAGCAGGUCCUCAGCUCCAGGAGGAGUCCUCAGCCUUGUGUGUGUGGGGGGGUUUCUAUUUUUUUUUUAAGUGCUAUGCAAUGACAUUUGCAUGAAAACCUGGAGGACUUGUGAUUGCACUCUGCUGGGAUCUGUACCUUUUUAUAUCUAUUAUUAUUAUAAUAAUUUUUUGCAAGCCCUGGAUUAUCUCUGAGCCUCCUAUAUGGUAGCAGUUCUGAUUUUUGAAGAAACCCUUUAGAAGUCUCUGUUAGAUUUUGUAUCCCUCCCCUUGGAUCAUGGAUGUUCUACCGAUGUGCAGCAUUUUCCAGGAGCUUCAGAUCGUGCACGACACCGGCUACUUCUCCGCGUUACCAUCUCUGGAGGAAUAUUGGCAACAGACUUGCCUGGAACUAGAACGCUACCUGCAGAGCGAGCCUUGCUACGUGUCGGCCUCUGAAUUCAAAUUUGACGGGGAAGAUGAGCUUUGGACCAAAUUUAUUCUGUCGUGUGAGAAAAAGGAGGAACCGAACCCCCAAAUUAUCUGUAUCAAAACGGAGGACAUCUCUGACAGUCAAAAUCUAGAGACCAACAGUUUGAACUCUGAUGUCAGCAGCGAAUUAUCAGACAGCUCGGAAGAGCUUUCACCGACUUCCAAAUUUACCUCAGACCCCAUUGAUAUGGUGAUCAAAUCUGAACCUUUUAGCUCGUCUGUCACUUCUACUCCACCAUCGUCACCAGAGCAGGGCAAGGAAUCUCACCAUCAUUUGUGGAAUGCCAUCACUGGGGAGCUCCAUUCACCUGAGAAACUGAGGCCUGGUUCAUUCAUAAAGACACUUGAUCAAGGUAGCCCAACCAGUGGUGGUGAAACCUCGCCAGACAGCAGGAAACGCGUCCAUAAGUGUCUCUUCAACGGUUGCAAGAAAGUUUACACCAAGAGUUCGCACCUUAAAGCACAUCAGCGCACUCAUACAGGAGAGAAGCCUUACAGAUGUUCCUGGGAAGGUUGUACGUGGCGUUUUGCAAGAAGUGAUGAACUGACCAGACACUUCCGAAAACACACUGGUGCCAAACCAUUUAAGUGCACACAUUGUGACAAAUGCUUCUCCAGGUCAGAUCACUUGGCCCUGCACAUGAAGCGACACAUAUGAAUGAGGAAGUCACCUGAUUAAAGCGGCUUCAAGGUUGAAUUGCCUUGUGCGAGGGAUGCGAGUUCCAGCCAAAGCAUGCCAGUUUGCACCCUAACCAGUUGCCUUCAAGACCUCACUUCUUCAAGGGGCUUUGCAGGGCUUAUCAAUCGUGUAAGAUGCAGCAUAGCAACCAUACAGUGCUACUUCUGGAGCUGACUGGGCCCGUGCACUAUUGGUGCUUAAUCUUCUGAGUGGCUUGAGUUAAGCCGUCGCCGUGAGCAUGUGCACUGAGAAUGUUAAUGUUUGGGUGACUGAAUGGUGAAAAGGAGCCAAUGUCUGAAUGUUGAAGACCUCGUUUUUGUUUUGUUUUUUUGUUUUUUUUCGUCUGGUUGAGUUCAGUUGCAAGGGAUUACGAAAAAAAAAUGUUUAAAAGAAAAAAAACAAAAAAAAAAAACGGUUUGAAUGUUUUUGUAUGCUAUUGCAUACUCGUUAUAUGGGACAACCAUCAAUCAUUCUACUUGAGGGGGAGAUCAGCUUCUUAAUUGAAGGAAGCAGUGACCCCACCCCCUUAAAAGGAGAUGAUCCCUUUCCUGUGUGAGAGGAACUUUUGUUGUCUGGUGCAGCUAUUAAACGUGCAAUGUGUCAAGUAGCUUGUUUCUACUGGCUACAGAGAUUGUUUGUAACCCAUUGUAUAAGCUGUGUAUUUACCAAUAUAACACAACUAUAACGUCAUUAUAAUAGAAAGGUAUUGCAUGGUUCAGGGGGAAAUGUGUACGCUUCUCCAUAAUUUAAUCAGGACUGCAGUUAUGAUUCCAGUUGAGAGCAGCUAAAAUACAAUUGGUCUGUUGUUACAUUACUUAUGUGUAGAAUAAAACAAAAAAAAAGAAAAAUUUUAAAAAAAAAAAGUGGAAGAAACCACUAUAGCUUAAAACUGAUUUUUCUCAUGCAGCUAAUUUUUUCUAUUAUUUAUGCCUUGAGGACUAAUUUCCGGUUUUUCUAGCUGUUGACGCACUAUUGUCCUUAAAAAUGGUGCCUUAUGCAAGUGGCCUUCUCCAGUGAUGGAUGGGGGUCAGAUACAGGGGUUUAAGUGAUGUAAGCUUACUUAAGGCUCUGUUGUCACCCAAGGGUGUACUUUUUUUUUUUCUCUCCCCUCUUUAGACACACAUGGGUUGUAUGUCCUAAACUGGUGCAAGACUGUUUUUUGUAAUCCAUAGCACCCGGUCAGGUAUUCUCAGUCGAGGAGACUGGGACUAACUGAUAUGAGCGGUUCCAUAUUGCGCCAUUUUAUUACGCCACGCUGUAGUCCAAAUGAACACGCAUCAAGGCAGUAACGUACGGCCUAAGACUUGUCGCUGUUUGCCUCUUCUGUGCCUACGUGUGUCUUUACCUUCCCGUACUAUGUUGUUCGCUCAUGUUAACCGUAAUCUGCUUCUCGGAACACACCGAUCUGUUCAGAGCUAUCGCUUUACACCUGCUCUACAUGAAACUUGCACAAAUGUAUCUGUAUCCAUACAUGCACUUAAUAUGUAAACUGCUCAUAUACUUGUCAAGGUACAAAAUGUGUUAGUUUGGAAGGAUAUCUCUUUUUUUAUUUUAUUUUCCACUUCUUUUAUUAUCCAUUUCUAUAUUAAUCCCACAUCCACCAAAACAAAUGUAAAACUGGCAAUUUUUUUAUUUUUCAAUUAUCUUCCAGUCUCAAAAUUUGAUAAAUGUGCACUCUACAGCUGAAAAUUUACUAGGCCUAUAGGUUUCUUUUAUUUUUUUAUAUAUAUAUUUUUAUUUUUAUUUUUUUCUGGGGGGAUGCAAGCCUAUGUAGUCUUAGGUCACUGAGUGUUAAGAGCUGUAUUAAGAGUUUGACUAUAUAUAUUUUUGUAAUAUGUUAUUUAAUGUCUAAACAGAAAAAAAAAUCCUGUAUAAUAAACUUUAAAGUUGAUAUCCUGAGCGUUUGUAGAUUUUAGCUAUCAUUUUGUUAUUUUCUCAUAGUAGAAAUAAUGAAAAACAAAAUCCCUGCAUUUAUUUGCAGUGACGUGAACUUGUGUCUGCCAAAGAUGAAGCUGGGCAGCGAAAUCCGUUGUCCUGCUUUAUCUCGCAGUCUAAAAAGUUCCACGUGUCGCCACCAGCAUCGGCAUGUUAUCGUCUUUCAGGAAGGUGCACACAUUAAAGACGGCAUAAUCUAAUAUGGUUGCCAUUUUCAAUUUUUUUUAUUUUUAUAGAAUUGGUCUUUUUGACAUUCAAAUUCCUUGUACCCUUGGUACAAAUAGCAGUUGGUCAGCGAUGCCAUUCAUUUAGAUCACAUCUUCACUUCCAUUCCAUGAAAUGGCCAUCGACGUAUGUUCUUAAAGCAGCUGUCCGUUGUGGCUGUUGCAUUAAACACGGUCAUCCUAGGGUUAGCUAAUAUGGCGACAUGUAAUAGACAUCAGCACAGCCUAUGUAAAAGGAGUGGGCAUGCUCUUCUGGUGAUGUCACCUGCCAGCUUCUGCACGCCCACUUCGUUUCUGAAGCUGAGAACAUUGGACACCCUUUCUGAGGUGCCCACACAAAUUGAUAAAAAUUGCGUUCAUCCAGUUUAGUCAUAAUAAUUUUUAGUAAAUUGAUCCAAAUUUUUUAUUUUUUUUAAGAGGCUAUGUAAAUCAGGAAGUAGAAGUGUUUAAAAUAAAUAAAAUAUAUAAUUUUUUUUAUUUUUUUAAACCAUGUUGUCUUUAAUGUGUGACUUGCUGCUUAUGGCAGUGUUUUAUACCUUUUUAAAGGUACAUUUACUAAAAAUAAAAAGUGUUGUAAACGUAUUGGCCUUUUAACUAACCGUUUCCUUUUAAACUUACUGUGUAAGUAAAUUGUCAUUUUCAGUUUGGUUUUGGCAUAAAACCAGUUAAGCUGGCUCCUCCGCUUUUUUUCUUUUUUUUUUUCAGUUUCACAUGAUUGUGUGGAGAAGUCAAGAAAAUUAGUCUUUGUAGAAGGCAGAGACUAGUAGCAUUUCUGAACAUGUUGUUGUGUUUUUUUUUUUUUUUUUUUAAGUGCUCAAAGUUCAGCCA
Molecule: messenger RNA, 4172 nt
Organism: Bufo bufo (common toad)
Lineage: Eukaryota; Metazoa; Chordata; Amphibia; Anura; Bufonidae
Gene: KLF6
Product: Kruppel like factor 6
Exons: 4
Coding region: 313-1164 (283 amino acids)
Biological process (GO): regulation of transcription by RNA polymerase II
Molecular function (GO): RNA polymerase II cis-regulatory region sequence-specific DNA binding; DNA-binding transcription factor activity, RNA polymerase II-specific
Source: RefSeq, a predicted model, not a curated record